Messenger RNA from Daphnia carinata, 1598 nucleotides. It is a transcript of the gene Sas10, whose product is annotated as something about silencing protein 10-like. Gene Ontology annotation, biological process: maturation of SSU-rRNA from tricistronic rRNA transcript (SSU-rRNA, 5.8S rRNA, LSU-rRNA). Gene Ontology annotation, cellular component: small-subunit processome; nucleolus. The coding region runs from base 46 to 1563 and encodes 505 amino acids. Lineage: Eukaryota; Metazoa; Arthropoda; Branchiopoda; Diplostraca; Daphniidae. The transcript is spliced from 6 exons. The record is from RefSeq and is a predicted model, not a curated record.
GACCACGUGCAGUUAGCCAAGGAAUAGACCCACAGCUUGGCUAAGAUGGGAAAGCCUAAAAACAGUAAAAAAGGCAAAGCAACAAUCGCCGAUGUGUCAGAUAAUGAAGAUUAUGAAGAUACAAUUGAUCCUUCCGCUUCGGACUUUAUAUACGAUGCUGUUGAUGAGUACUACGAAAACGAAGAACGCGAAGGUGCUGAAAAAUUGGCGAAGUUGAUGAAAAAACCUAAAAGAUAUACACAGGAAGAUGUGUUGGGAGUGGCAUCAUCUUCAGAUGAAGAUGAAACUUUAAAACGAUCAACAAAGAAAAAGUUGAAGAAACCCUGUUUAGAUGCAGAACCAUUGCCUCCCCUUGACAGCGAACUCGAAGAGGAUAAGGAAGGAGCUGAUGAAGAAGAUAACUUAGAGUGGGGCAAAAAAAGAUCAGCAUACUAUAAUGCUGACUAUGUUGAUGAAGAAUGGGAUGAUGCAAAUGAGUCUGAUGCCGAAGUAGCACAGCUAGAAGAGCAGGAAGCUCUUGCCAUUCAGCAAAGAUUGGCACAACAGCUGGAAGAAGCUGACUUUGGCCUAGAUUUCAUCACACACUUAAAAGCGGCCGAUAAAGCAAAAGAACACAUUAUUGUUCAAGAAGAAAAAAUUGACCUAAAUCUUUCCCAUUUGUCCAAACGAGAAAAACUUAAACUUUUGACUGAAGAGUCUCCAGAAUUAAUUGAACUUGCUGAAGAUUUCAAAUGUCAGAUGGAAGAACUAAAAAACAACAUAGAGCCUAUUUUAGAGUUGGUGACAAAAGGACUGCUGCCCCCAAGUCCAGCAGUGGACUAUGUUAAAGCAAAGUAUCACAUAAUCCUCAAUUACUGUACACAAAUCGGAUAUUAUUUUGUGCUGAAAUCUAAAAGAAUAUCAGUGCAAAAUCAUCCUGUUGUAAAGCGCCUUGUCCAAUUCCGUAGUUUGCUACAUCAACUUGAAAAUGGGGGUGCAAAUCUUCAACCAGAAAUUGAUAGUUUGUUGACUAAGAUUAAACAGAAGGAAAAAAUCGCCGUUGAAGACUUCGUCCACACCGUCAUCCCACCGAGAAAGAAACUACGUAUUUUAUCAAAUCGUACUCAGGAGCAAGUAGUCGCUAUAAGCAAACAAAAAGAAAAGAUUACGGACACCAAGAGACAAAAGGGCAAUGCUUUGACUCGGGAUGAAGAAGAUGCAUUAGAUUUUUACAAAGCGGUCCGUAAGUCAAAGAAAGAUUCUGAAGAGGAUGAUGUCACCAGCGACGAAGAAAUUAACCUUAAUAUGUCUGCUGGUGCUGAGUCGGCCGACAAUGGCGCCGAAGAAGGAGAAGAGGAGAGUGGCAAACGUGGUAUCAACUACCAAAUAGCCAAAAACAAGGGUUUGACACCUCAUCGGUCCAAAGAGCAAAGGAAUCCACGUGUAAAGCACCGCAUGAAGUUCCGGAAAGCGAAAAUCCGUAGAAAGGGCCAAAUUCGCGAACCGCGUAAAGAGCUUACAAAAUAUGGUGGUGAGGUCUCGGGUAUUAAAGCUACCGUCAUCCGUAGUGUGAAACUCAAGUAAAUCUCCCAAUACAUAUCGACUCAUAUUCAAUUAAA